Molecule: messenger RNA, 3235 nt
Organism: Nilaparvata lugens (brown planthopper)
Lineage: Eukaryota; Metazoa; Arthropoda; Insecta; Hemiptera; Delphacidae
Product: WD repeat-containing protein 6
Exons: 18
Coding region: 146-3145 (999 amino acids)
Biological process (GO): tRNA methylation
Cellular component (GO): cytoplasm
Molecular function (GO): protein binding
Source: RefSeq, a predicted model, not a curated record
CACGAUCAGCUGUUGAGUGAGCUGUCUGCUUCAAGAGGUUAUGUUUGUAACAUCUAAACAACUACGUUUUUGCCGUCUAUUUUAAUACAAAAGUGCCUUUUAUUCUUCUCAAUUAAUAAAUAGAAAGAAACUCAAUGGAGUUGAAAUGGGAGAAAUAUCAAUCGAUUCUUGUCUUUUGAAGUUCAAAGUAACCUGUGUAAAAUGCGUUGGCAACUUCCUUUAUGCAGGUGUUGGAGGCAACCUAUUAAUUUUCGAGGCUGAGAAUCAAUCAUACAAGUUGCGUGAGCAAAUAAAGAAUGUUCUGCCAAAUAAUAUCUAUGGAAUACUGCCUGAUAAGGAAAGUAAAAAUAUUGCAAUCUAUGGAAAUAAAAAGCUGACAGUUAUCCCUUGCUUCCCAUGCAAAUGGACCAGAACUGAAAUUUGGGAAGCAAAGCAAUGGAUUCUUUGCAUUCAGUGGUUGGAUGGCGAGUCUUUAGCUGUAGUUACUGGACUGAACGAGGUAGAUCUGUUGAAUUGGACUACAAAAAGUGUAAUAAAAACGGCUGUCUGCGAAGAAAAGUGUAUUAUUUAUUCAGCACAUCUGAUAGGCUAUGACUGGGAUAAUCUGAUUUUCCUGCUCAUAUUUAUCUUGAGGUAUUAUCUAUUUACGAUUUUUUAUGAAAUUCCGAUUUCGAUUCCUUAUGAAUUUUUCCGAUUCCUCAUAAAAUUUUCUCUCCAGGGAGUAAUUUUUUCAGUAACCUACAACCAUGUCACCAGAACGAUAUGCUCGACUUCAGACGACCGUACAGUGAGGAUAUGGAACGUUUUACAUCCUGAACAAUGUGAUAGAUUGAAUCUAGAGCAAUGGAUCCAUUCCUCCAUAGAAGGCCACGUCUCCAUAUUUGGGCACACGGCUAGAGUAUGGAGAGGAGCCAUGCUGGAUAAUGGGAAGGUUGUCAGCAUUGGAGAGGACUCUCUCCUCUGUAUUUGGGACGAAGAUGGGAAGAAUUUACUGAAACAAGAAACCCACCAGGGAGGGAGAUUAUGCUGUCUUGACAUUGAUAAGCAACGUGGUAUUGCUAUCACAGGGGGUGCAGACGGUGGUAUAAACCAAUGGUGUCUUAAUUCUGGGUUGAAUGACGUCAUCAAGACAGAUUUGCCCGACCAGGAACCGGCUCGUCUUCUAGUGCUGGCGUCGGGUUCGAUUGUCGUGGUGUACCGAACCGGUCGUCUGGUGGAAUGCCACAAAUCCUGUCCUGUUUUCCAGGAUACUAGAUUUGUCAACUACUGUUUGUCGGAGACAUCGAUUUGUGGCAGAUAUGUUGCGCUGGGGUCUAUUCAGGGAGAUAUCCUCAUACUAGAAGAUAGAAUUGGAACAGAUGGUACACUGAGUUUAGUGGCUGAGAGGAAGAUCUUUAAAGGUAAAGUGUUCUCUAUACAAUGGCUGGAUUCAAACCGUAUCCUGUGUUGUGGCUCUGAAGGAGAUAUGGCUGUAUGCGAGCUAGAUCAAAUUGGUGAAGAACUAAGUUUGAAACCAAGGGAACAUUUCAUUCUACCACACUGUAGAGAAAGAUGGGUUACUUGUGCAGUCUUACAUUAUCCUUUUCUAAUUUGUGGAACUCGUAACGGGAGUAUACAUGUGUAUCAAAUGGGCCCAGAUAAUUUACAGGAUCCAGUGCAGUCUAUCCAUAAAAUUCAUGGCAGGCUAGGUGUGACCAGUCUGAUAACUAAUGGAAACUCCUUAUGGUCAACCGGUAGGGAUGGAUCAAUGCGAAGGUUCCUUAUGGAUGAGAGGUCAAAUAAAAUUGACCAAAUUUCUGUUGAUAGACUGCCUUUUGCUUGGGUUGCCAAAAUUAUUCAGACAGAAAUUGCGGGCACUCUUGUGGUUGGUUUUCAUGAGAAAGAUGUAGUGGUCUGGAGUCAGAGAUCACGUGUGAUAAUAUGGAGCCUCAAUUGUUGUGGAGGCCACAGAGAAUGGAAGUGCUUUGUCAACAAUAAUUUGUUACAUUUUUAUUUCAUCAAAGACAAAACGAUCCAUCUGAUCAAGAAACCAUUGGAACAGAUUGCUGCUCCUCCGCUAUUGGAAGGCUUUCAUACGAGGGAAAUAAACACUUUGAAAAUGCUACAAUUAUCAGAUUCUAUCUCGCUUCUGGUGUCUGGCGGAGAAGAUAAUACAUUGAGAAUCAGUUUUCUGAAAUCUGGACGAAGUUUAGAUUCUAAAGUUGUGCUGACUGGACAUUUAUCAAGUGUUAGAACUUUGGCAGUGAUGCCAACACAAGAGAAAAGUAGAAUUCUACUUUUUAGUGCCGGAGGUCGAGCUCAGAUAAAAGCCUGGGAGUUGCAAUAUGAUAUUAGCAAUGAAGAUGAACCAGUUGUGUUGAAAUCUGUGGAACUAGCUUCUCACAUGAUCAAUGAUGAAAUUGAAUUGAGGAAAAAUCAGAAAAAUACAUUACCACGCUUAGACCCAGAAACGAGGUACAUGGAUAUUUCAGUGCGUGAAAACAUUGGAAAAGAAGGACAUUACUCUGUGUAUACAGCUUGCUCUGAUGGUUACCUGAGGGUGUUUGAUUUCUCUCUACAACAAACCCAGUUCACACUAUCUACUUCCAUUUCUCUCCAACGAUGCCUUUUGAAAACUGGAAUUUUGGAUUUUGAAAACAAACUUCUAAUACUGAUGACAACCACCAAUGGACUUGUUUGUGUGUGGGACUCUGUUAAUAAUGAACAAAUAAUCAACCAUCGAGUGUUUGAGUCCGGUGUAAAUAGCUGUGAUAAAUUCAAAAUGGCGGAGGGCGAGUAUUUGAUAGCAUCGGGAGGUGAUAAUUGUAAAGUUGCGGUUGAUCUGAUUGAUUUGAAACACUUGAAGGUUGUUGGGUUAUGGAAGAGUAGUCACCUGCAUUUCUCACAAGUAUCAGGUGUCAAACUAGAAGAUGAUCUACUAUUCACUGUGGGAGUUGACCAACGUCUCAACAUUCUAAAGUGGAGUAUGACUAAUAAUGACUUUCAAAUAGUUCAUCUUCACCAAUACUGUAGUUAUGUGCCCGAUGUACAUGGUCUCAGCAUUAUAAGAAGAAAAGAUGUCUACACAGUCUGUAUAUUCGGCGUCGGAAUAGAAGUUCUUGAAGUAUCACCAAACAGUUUGACAGAAAGGCAAAUUCUGAGCUGAAUAUGAAUUAUUUGGCAGUUACAGCUAUUCAAAUGUACAAAUUUGUUGUGAACGCAAAUAAAAGAAGCUUCGUUCUUUUUUAUUAAAAAA